AUGAGGCAUUUCUUCCAGCCAUGCCAUCUAGCGACAAUAAAACAACACAUUGAGUCAGCGGCAUUGGAGAAGGCCUCAGUGACAGAUGUUCCUACCGACGUCUGUCGACAUAUGAAAUUUUUGACUCCUGCUUUUGAGCAUUCAAUUGUCCCACUUCUGCCUUCCAUACAAAUUUCUGGAUAUGCCACUGACCGCUGUCCUUUCAUUCUCAAAUCAAUUAAAAAGUUUGAUAAAUUGCCUAAUAAAUCUAAAUGUAAAUCUAACAAAACAAAUUUUCAAAAAAUUGCUUCCUUUAUCUCUACUUACUCCGCAUAUUUGACGUGGCAUGAGAUUUGUUGGGGUCACCGGAUUGCUCUUGUACGGAUCCCAACCCAACUCCCACUAAACAGAAUCAAUUCAGCAAGGCCUGACACGGAACAACUUGAUGGCGAAGCCAGAGCAGUAAACCUGUCGGAUGAAAUUAAUAGCCUGUAA
Molecule: messenger RNA, 474 nt
Organism: Helobdella robusta
Lineage: Eukaryota; Metazoa; Annelida; Clitellata; Rhynchobdellida; Glossiphoniidae
Exons: 5
Coding region: 1-474 (157 amino acids)
Source: RefSeq, a predicted model, not a curated record